AUGAUCGGCCGCGUUCUCCUCACGCUUGACGGCAUCAUGCUGCUCUUCGGCGCAUACAUGGCGGAUUGGAACGAGACGCACAUUCACAACCCGCGCUGGCCUCCGCACGCCAAAUUCCACAAUGCGCAAACCAUGACACUCUCCUUCAUCUUAGGCAUCGCGACGCUCUUCUUUACAUGGCGCACCAACGCGUCGGCCCAGAUGGCUAAGGAGUCAUUCCGCAUCGCGGGCUUCCUGGGGUCCAUCUACUGGGUGGCAGGGUGGGCGUCGCUCUUGUACCCUGGCACUGAUGGGCUAGACCCCGAGUUUGGUGGGCCAGGAUUCCCACAGAAGUACCCCUUCACGGCAGCCAUUGGACUGGCCGUUACUGGGUUGUAUCUCGAGGGGGCUUCUAAAUACGUCGGCGACAAUGAGACGCUGAGGGACAAUUGGCGGAGAGAUCAAGCCGCGGCCCGAGUCAAGGACGCGGGAAGAGAGGGGGAGAGCUUGAAAGGAAUCAAGCCUCUGAGAAUGUGA
This is a messenger RNA of Colletotrichum spaethianum, 516 nucleotides long. RefSeq lists its product as uncharacterized. The record is from RefSeq and is a predicted model, not a curated record. The coding region runs from base 1 to 516 and encodes 171 amino acids. NCBI's taxonomy places the organism in Eukaryota, Fungi, Ascomycota, Sordariomycetes, Glomerellales, Glomerellaceae. The transcript is spliced from 2 exons.